GCAAAGGAGGGAAACACUUGCUUGUGAUGUUCUCCACCUCGCGGUCGUCGUUGCGGUAUCGGCUGUUCCACCCGGUGCGGCAAAACAUCCCUUUUCACUUCAACCCGGUGCAGUCCAUUUUCCCACUCAUUUACGAGAACAACCUUCUCGCCAAGCCGCGCAACAGCUGGAAGGAUUACCAGGGCCGGAAGGAGUUCGACCAAGACCACCCGCUGCCCGUCGUCGGCACCCGUCUCAAUGAGCGCACAACCACGCACAAGUGGUCGCACUGGGAUCAGUACCUUAACCCACAGGUCACGCAGAGCUGGAUGGACCUCACGGUGACGCCCGAGUACGUCGGUCCCCGCAGCGGCCACAACGUCAUCAAGAUGGGCUGGAUGAAAAUAGGUGGAAGCUGGAAGUACUCACGCAGCUACAACGAUGCGCGCCGUGGGUUUGCGAAGGGCCAGUGGCAGGAGCGAAAGAUGACGCCGCGCUUCAUGCUGGCGCCGCGUGUCUCGGCCGGGGGCCCACGUAAUCGCUACGAGGGAAAGGCGACCUUCUCACGCUUGAAUUUGGCAAAGCUGCUGUGGGCUGUCGACAGUGGCCGUCUUAAUCCCAACGAGACCAUCACCCUCUACCACCUACGCAACGCCAAGGUGAUCGCCGAUCGUGAGAUUUUGUGGCCCGGCAUGGUGCUGCUAUCAGGCAACGUGGAGCGGGUGCCCUACCCGCUGCACAUCGAGCUGCAAAAUGCAUCUGCACGGGCGAUUCAGCUAAUCGAGGAAGCGGGCGGCACCUUCACGAAUGUGUACAUGUCACACGAGGGGCUCUAUCAAGAGCUGCACCCCGAGCAGUUUCCGACCUUCAUGGAGCAAGAGCUGCCGGAGCGCAAAGGGCUGGAGAACUUCGCCACAAAUCCGCGUAAGCGCGGCUGGCUGGCGCAGUGGUACGAGGAGGAAAGCAAAUACGCUCACCCGGAUGCUGGGCGGCGCCACGCGCACUACGUCCGCCCACCCACCGACCGCGACUUCCCCGCCACUAUCGAGGAGUACGAGUUAGCGAAGCACCACCAGAAGUGGCAUCUGAACCAGCCGGGCAGCGCGACGGUGUUGCCCUGGCACUCCCUCAACACGGCGGAUAUGGCUCGCCGGUCUACCGGGCGGUUGUAG
This is a messenger RNA of Leptomonas pyrrhocoris, 1151 nucleotides long. RefSeq lists its product as hypothetical. Gene Ontology annotation, biological process: translation. NCBI's taxonomy places the organism in Eukaryota, Euglenozoa, Kinetoplastea, Trypanosomatida, Trypanosomatidae. Gene Ontology annotation, cellular component: mitochondrial large ribosomal subunit. The transcript has a single exon. Bases 27 to 1151 code for a protein of 374 amino acids. Gene Ontology annotation, molecular function: structural constituent of ribosome. The record is from RefSeq and is a predicted model, not a curated record.